Dentiscutata erythropus is the source of this 266-nucleotide messenger RNA. The record is from the annotation of a GenBank genome assembly. Lineage: Eukaryota; Fungi; Glomeromycota; Glomeromycetes; Diversisporales; Gigasporaceae.
AUGACAGUACACAAACUGGUUGGAAAAUCAACUACGAACCAAAAUCUUCCGUGUCACACGAACAACCUACAAUUAUUAGGCUCGAAAGACCAAAGCUUGGUCUUGGUAAAACGGCCACUUAUGUUGGCUGUAGUAUGGCUGUAUCAGCUGGAAAACGAAAAGUAUGUCUGGGUUGUUUUUCAACCUCAGGGUUUGGCGAUUUUAUGUGUGAAAUAAGAUCAGAUCCAAAACAUCGUUCAAAAGUAGCGAAAAAAUGGAACUUAUAG